Molecule: messenger RNA, 1403 nt
Organism: Maylandia zebra (zebra mbuna)
Lineage: Eukaryota; Metazoa; Chordata; Actinopteri; Cichliformes; Cichlidae
Gene: dkk2
Product: dickkopf WNT signaling pathway inhibitor 2
Biological process (GO): multicellular organism development; negative regulation of canonical Wnt signaling pathway
Cellular component (GO): extracellular region
Molecular function (GO): co-receptor binding; receptor antagonist activity
Source: RefSeq, a predicted model, not a curated record
CACUCGCAGCCAGACUGAGGCACAGUGGAGACCUCUUGUCAAGUUUCUGUCUGACCCUCAGAGCAUCGGCAUUUUAACAGUUUAGGUUCAUACAAAAAAAAUAAUUUUUUUUACUCGUGCACCUGGCUCCCCGUGUUUGUUUGUGUCGUUGCUUUUAAAAGAAUCUUCAAUGGCAGUCCUUUAAAUUAUUUGACCUUUUCAGGACCAGAAACUUGGCAUCAUCAUCAUCAUCACCACUGUGUGUACUGCAGUCUGACAAGCGUGACGCAUGGACACUGCCAGGGCGCACACGUCUCAUUGAGAAACUUAUUUUUCUUUUCUUUUCUACUAAAUUAUUUUUUUCCUUUUUCCAUAUAUUUCAGUAUUUUUUGAGGAUGGUCGUCUCUGCUUGGAAUAGAUAUUGUGUUGUAGUGUUUCUCGUCACUGCGCUCAGGACUGGGACAUCCCAGGUAUCAGAGGCGCGCCCGAAGGCGAAUUCCAUCAAACCCGGUCAGUUGGAAGAAAUACCGACACCGGCAACCAACCGAUCUGCAACAGUCACCAAGAAACACAACAUCCAGGUGUACCCUUGCAGCAAUGACAAGGAGUGCAGCGUGGGCAGCUACUGCCACAGCCCUCAACAGGCUCCUUCUCGUUGCCUCACCUGUCGCAGGAGGAAGAAGCGCUGUCAUCGAGAUGCUAUGUGCUGCCCUGGCAACCGCUGCAGUAACUUCAUUUGUGUCCCCAUCUCUGAGAGCGUGAUCUCGCCUCACAUCUCACCAUUAGAUGAACAUAUCAAGCUCUCCUCCAAAGACCACGGCUGGAAGGGUGGGAAGAAUGGAAAGGGACAGGCCAAGCAUUCUCUAAAAGGUCACGAGGGUGACCCAUGCUUGCGUUCUUCCGAUUGCUCGGACGGCUACUGCUGCGCCCGCCAUUUCUGGACAAAAAUCUGCAAACCGGUGCUGAGGCAGGGAGAAGUGUGCACCAAGCAGAGGAAGAAAGGCACUCACGGCUUGGAACUCUUCCAGCGCUGUGACUGUGCCAAGGGCCUCUCCUGCAAGGUGUGGAAAGACGCCACCUCUUCGUCCAAGUCCAGACUCCACAUGUGCCAGAAGAUCUGAAGCAGAAGGCAGCUGUUGUCGGCUUAAAGGCCUCCGUCUCCAUGUGUGAGGGGAUUUUUUUUUUAAGGAUGGGUUGUGGCGGUACUGAAAAGAAGGAAAAGACAGAGACUGACAAGAGACAGAACAGAUGCGGCUUCAGGCUCGCUAUUCUGCAAACGGAGGGCAAAUGGGAAUGCUUUAAUGUGUUCUCUGUGAGUGGUCCAUCCCUGCACCCCACAUAACAACCACGCACCCUCACACACACGCACACACACAAACACACACAAACACACUCACGGUUUUGAGAGAUUAGUGAGCUUAUAG